Metarhizium album ARSEF 1941 is the source of this 1977-nucleotide messenger RNA. RefSeq lists its product as uncharacterized. Bases 1 to 1977 code for a protein of 658 amino acids. The record is from RefSeq and is a predicted model, not a curated record. NCBI's taxonomy places the organism in Eukaryota, Fungi, Ascomycota, Sordariomycetes, Hypocreales, Clavicipitaceae. The transcript has a single exon.
AUGGUUGGCCUGGCCUCAGGCACUGGCAGCAAGGUGGAAUAUGGCUCAGUCCGCAAGGGGCAGCCCGCCACCUCGGCGAACAAAUCACUUAAAUCGAGCCACGGCGGCAUACACACGAGGAGAGACCUCUCUGCAAGCCAGGACAAAGGGAUUAUGUUUAAUGAGCCGCUCAACAAUCCGAAUUGGCGUAGAAGACGCGGCCCUGAUGGCCAGGACCAUUCUUCUGCGGCUCCUCCGAAGCAUACGGAACCCUCGGACCGAGCUAUCCCCCUGGCCACAUUGCCAUGGCAUCAAAAGCUUUCAUCUUUUCAGCCGGAUCCGAUGAAGAAGUCUCCAAGCAUUGAGGACGUCUUGCAAAAGUCGGGAGUCGAGUUCGAGCCUUGCAUAGAUGCGCACGGCCACAGUGGUGACGUCCAUCCGGGAUGGAGCGCACAUGGCGACUUUCCAGGGAGUUGCGUCUCUGACAAGCAUUUCUUCGACGUAGUGAGACGUGCCAAAUUGCACAGUCGAGACCAAGGACGUGCCCUUGAUCUAUUUGGAGUGGUGCGCAGUCAGAACUCUUCCUAUAGUGACAAGAGAUGCGCAUUUACAAGGCUGUCUUCUGGUGACGAGAGCGUCGAUGAUAGAUUCCUUCAAAUGAUAUCACGAAAACACACUCUAACGCCAGACGAGAGCCACGGAUAUCAAUUGAUGGCUGCCCUGAAAGCAACUGAGCCAACACCUCGGAAAGUCGGCCGCACACCUUCGAGCAGCCAGGAUGCGUCACAGCAUCUGUCUUGUCUCUUGGACCAGUCUCCCGUCCCAAGCAAUAAAAAAAAUGUGCGGAGCUUUGAAACGUGCCGAGUCGAUUCUAAAGACUCUGGCUUUUCAUUCUCUUGGGGAAGCCAGCAGGAAUUUGCCAAUGACGACGACGAUAUUGACGAAGGGGCCUCGGAUAUUUCAGGGCGUCGGCGAUAUGUCUUGGAACAAAAGGACAUAGCGUUCCAAAAGCUGAUAAAAAGGCUCAACGGCGCAAAUUCGCAAGAGAAGAAACAAUUUGAUGGGAGCCGUGACAGUGGGUACGAGGCUGAUUCCAUGCGCACACAGGAUGCUCAGUCUCAGCGUGCGGAGACGGCCUCUGCGUCGGCCACACGACGACCAACCCAUGGCACGGGAAGGAGAGUCAACACUGCCUCGGACUUUGCGGUUAGAUACUGGCCUGCGUCUGAGUCGAGGCGGGAAGACCACUCUACCGACUCGACGGCUGGUGAUGCCCCGGACAAGUACAAUUCGCUGAACCCCAAGGCCAGAGAGUUCCUUUCCUUUUCUCAAAAGACUGAAGGUGCCAUGUGGAAAAGUCGGCGGCCCGGAUUGCUGCCAUUUGAUGUCUCAAUCGACGGGCAAGCAGACAAGAAUCGUUGCGGCGAGGUGUUGUCGUCAGAACUUGAGCACAAGGCUCGCACAAACAGUCACUUCGUUCCCCCAGCCGAGGCAGCGGCGGUUCCGUUUGUGAAUGCUACGAGCAUGCCUCUUCUUUUCCAGCCGUUUGCCCACUCGAAUGCGUCUUUGUUGGGUCUAAUUCCGCUGAUGCCGGAUGCAUACAAACCAAUGAUGGGGCAACCAGGAGGAUGGCCUGCUAGUCACGCCGUCACGACCAUGGCGAAUACUUGUAGACCGUCUCAGGCGAGGGCUCUCGUGCCCGAAGUGACACAAAAUGCGCCGCUUCACAGCAUCCCGUCACCGGCUUCACCACUUCAUGUCGCUGUGCCGACUGCGAGCAGCAGCAUUCCUCGAGCAGCGCGAACGAACGGCUCCCUGCCUCGCCGAGUUCCAAAGCCAAAGCAGCCAAAUCCCAAGGAUCAGCAGGAAUACGAAGCUUGGGUAGAAUGGAGGAAAGCGACUGAGCCGGGCUACGCAAUGGCUUGUAAGCUUCGACAACAGCGACGGGCCCAGCGUAAUGGCCCGAGAACAAAGUCAGAACAGCAAGCAGCCUGUUGA